UGUGUGUGUGUGUUGCCUAUCAUCGAGCAUUAAAUUUUUUUUAGUUUCUCGGAUGCUUCGGAAACGAGAUGACGGAACGGCUCGAUUUACGUUCUUAAUCCGAUAUAAAUAAUUGUUCGCGUUGAUUAUCGUCAUCGGUCGUUGAAGAUGUUACGAAGAUGCGUUUGUGCAUAAACGUGCACGAAUAAGUGUCAUUAAUCAUCGAGAAGACGAAAGUAUGGCGCGUCCGAAGCACAAAGUUAGCCCUGACGUUUGCGCGGACUGUGGAGCUUUUGAGCCAGGAUGGGCAUCGAUAAAUAGAGCUAUUUUAUUGUGUGAUGAUUGCUGUGGAAUUCAUCGUAGUCUUGGACGUCAUGUGUCGCAUAUCAAGUCGCUACACAAGGAUGUUUGGAAUACGCAUUUGUUGAACAUGGUGCAUACCUUGAAUGACAAUGGUGCAAAUAGUAUUUGGGAGCACUCUCUACUGGAUCCUAGCAGCUUGAAGAUCAGCAGAAGAAAACCACAGGCCAAGGAUCCCUUACAUCCUGUGAAGGCAGAUUUUAUUAAGGCAAAGCAUCAACACCUAGCAUUUAUAUUACGACCAAGCAAGGAAGAAUGUUGUACCGAGGAGGAAUUAAGUAGACAGUUACAUAGCAGCGUUCGUACGAGUAAUUUAGAAACUUCAUUGAGACUAUUAGCACAGGGUGCUAAUUCUAAUUAUUUUUACAAGGAGAAAGGAACUACACCUUUACAUGUUGCGGCACGUGCUGGACAAAACCUCCAAGUGGAACUUUUAAUAGCUAACGGUGCAAAUUCAAGUGCGGUUGAUCUAAAUGGACAAUUAGCUGCCGAUAUUGCUAAAAUGGCAGGACAUAUAGAUUUAUCCGAGCGUAUAAUUGAAUGUAUGUAUGAAGUGACGGAUAGAUUGACAUAUCAUAUAUAUUCCCGUAAACCAAAUCAUCGAAACAAUGAACAUAUAAUUUCUGAUUUGACCUCUAGUUUAGACAAAAGUGAAGUAGCUUUGGAAGGAAGAAGUAGAUUACAAAUGUUAUCGAAUCACUUGUUGGAAGAAUUAGCCAUGGAUGUUUAUGACGAAGUAGAUCGCCGAGAAACUGAAAAAAUCUGGUUUUCAACUGCAUCUCUCCCAGAGAAAUGUGCCGUUCCAUUUCUACCGGUUAAUCCACAAUUAUCAUCUACUAGGAAUCAAGGAAGACAGAAAUUAGCAAGAUUUACACCAAAAGAAUUUACUAUACUUAUAGCAGAUCUACUGAUUGAGGCGGGUCGAAGACAUACGCUUGCCAACAAUGCAUUUCAAAAUCCCGUAAUAAAUAUGCUCCAUAAAGAGCAACUCGGCAAACAUGGAUCACAAAUGUCCGAUGAUGAACCUUUGUACGAUAGUGUCGCAUCCGACGAUGACUACACUGCUUUAACAUCUGUAGAGAAUACUUCAUCUGAUAUCACAAAAGAAAUUCAAAUUAAUAAUGAGGAGGUAUUUGUACCAUUGGCUAAAGGUCUUCCAUCUAUGAUAGAAGUUUUAAAAAAACAAUUAACUUUAUCUGAAUCAACUGUACGAGAUCUUCGCGAGCAGAUGUAUACUUUACAAACUACCAUCGAGCAACUCACUCAAGAGAACAACAAACUCAAACGUAUGCUACAGGUAAAAAGUUCUAAUGAUGAUAACAUAAACGGGCACGUCGGUGGAGAGCAAGAACCCGAAUUGGAGCCGGUGCACGAUAUCAAAACGUCCACUAUACGUGGAACUCAACGACCAGCGUCCAUGUACGAAACUAGAGAAGGCUUACGAAAACCAGGAUCAUGGUCCACGUCUAUUUGUCAAACGAAACGCGAUACCGAAGUCUUGUCGCGGAGCAACACACAGAGUUUGUGGGAGUACGGCGCCCCUAAUUUGCCGCCCAGCGAGGAGGUGACUCGGCGAACGGAACAGGUGACCAAACGGAUUCAGGAGCUGUGGAUGGCCAUGCAGGAUCCGAGUCAGCGAGAAGCUUUCGUCCCUUGUGCGGAGAGGAUCCGCGUCGCUGUUGCCGAGUUGACUGCCAUAUUUCCUCAGAAUCCGCUAGAGGAAAACAUCAAAUCUGCCUUACGUCAAUUGAACGGUAACACUGGGAGAUUGCAAGCUGAAUGCUCCGGUCUUCAAAGAUGCACCAGUGAUGCCGAACACAUGGAUCGUUGCCUGCAGCAAGUGCGUUCAUGCGCUUACGAUAUUGCCAAAGCAACAAAGCUACUUGUUACGCAGUUUCAAACAUAAGUCUUCCUUGAGAGGUCGCGGAAAAAGAUAUUGAGGAGAAUUAAUAUACAGGGUGUCCAAUUUUAAUCGAUCACCCCCAAAAAUUUUUUAUUUUGAUUGUACAACAAAAUGUGUUGAACAAAAGUUGUUUAUUUAAAAGGGAUCCUAUUUGAAAAAAGGCAUGUGACGCUUUAAUUGUUUUUCCGUGAUGCCGAUUGGUUCUUUCAAUGCACUUGUUCAUGCCUUGAGCAGCUGUCAUUUGUGUUAAUUUGCGGUUAUUUGCAAAUUGACAGUUUGCAUGAAAAGAAAUCUAAAAAUUAUUUAAGAUCUAAUUUAUUUAAGAAGUCUAUAAAUCAGUUGCACAGGAAGUCUCGCGAUAUAUGUGUGAUAAAAAAAUUAAAACAAUAUUAAUGGCGCGCGCGAAGCGCGCGCUUGUGUUGCUAGUAGAAGAUAACUUUUCUGAAGGAUGCUUUUCAAAGUAAUUUGAAGGUCAUUAUGUUUUUUUAAAUGGAAUAAUAAAAUAGCUUAUACUCAUAAUUUUU
Molecule: messenger RNA, 2766 nt
Organism: Nylanderia fulva
Lineage: Eukaryota; Metazoa; Arthropoda; Insecta; Hymenoptera; Formicidae
Source: RefSeq, a predicted model, not a curated record